AACCGACCUGCAGGCUGUCCUUAUCUCAGAGCCGCUUCCUUUAGAACAAGAUGAUCCUGCUGCUCUGUCUGCUCUGCUUCAUCUGUGGAGAACCUGCUUGGAGUCUGGAGGUGCAAGAGUUCACCGUUAAAGAGGAUAUUCAGCAGGUGGCCGUGGCUAACAACAAUCUUUAUGUUGCUACAGUAAAGACACUUUAUUGGUGGGUCAACCUGAAUCCCGACAAGAGACCUGAGACAGCUCAGAUUCCCUCAUAUGUUAUCAUUCACAUGUUCUUAUUUGUUAAGAACAGAUUGAUCAGCUGUGGUGUGAAUGAAAAACGAAAAUGUUACUGUGAGAGUCGGGACCUGAAGAACAUCAAUAAGGUGGUUUACAGUGAAAACUUCCUGGUGGGACCUCAGAGGAGCAGCAGUGGGUCUGUCAGCUUUCUGGUGGAUGUGAAGAAGAAUUCAGGUCAGACUGAGACUUACAUUCUGACAGCGAUAAAGAACCAUAGAGACAAGACAGAGGAGGACAAGUGUAGCGCUGAUUUAAAGACAAUCAACCUUCACAACACAGAUCAGAAACAGAAUGGAGGAUUAUUUUCUAGACUUGAUCAGUCAGGCAGCAGUCCACCUGGGAUCCAAAGUGAAGCUGAUGUAGAUUUUGUGGACGGAUUCCAGAUCAACUCAACAGUGUAUCUGUUCUCCAACGUGGCAUCAGGAGGUGAAACCAACAAAGUCCGUCUCAUCUGGCUUCAGGCUGAAACCAACAAAACUCAGACUCUGGAGUCUCUUCGUGGAGCGACUCUCAGUUCCUCUGGAGGUGAAGGCAGCAGACUGCUGGCCUCCUCGGUCGUCCCAGGUGGACAGCAGGUCCUGUGGAGUGGAGUGUUCAGUGUGGAUAAAGGAAGAGAAAACACUGAGCUGCUGCUGUUUGACAUCAGUCCUGAUCUCAGCAGGGAGGCAAACACAGAUCCUGACUUUUAUACAUCGGUGGACAAGCCAAACAACCCGUCAAAACCAAAGUCCCUAGAACCAAAGGCUGUUCUGUUCAAGAAGAAAUACAUGAACUCUGUGUUGGUGGUGAAGCAGGACAACUGGAUGGUUUUCUUCAUCGGAACAAGCAACGGGCAGCUCAUUAAGCUUCCUGUGGACAAGAACAAUCGUCCAGCAUGUCCAAAGGAGCUCCACAGGGCCAGUGGGAAGGAGAACGUUUUUUCAAAAAUCCUUCUGAAUCCAUUGGAUCAUAAACACAUAUAUCUACAGAGUAAAAAACAGAUUAAGCGUGUAACAGUGUCAAACUGUGACGAAUACAAGAGAGCAGAGGACUGUCGUACGGAUCCAUUCUGUGUCUGGUGUGCCUCUAAGGAAAGCUGUACAUUUAGUAAAAAUGGCUGCAAAGACGACUGGUUGUCCAUCCCUGAUGAAUACCAACAGGAAGUGAUUUCCCACAGAGUUGUGAAGGACUCCACUGGAGAGGUCAAAAUAGUCGUUAAAGUACAUCUGACUGUGGCACAGAAGAUUCAGUCCAACUUUACCUCUCAGAUCUCUACAACCUCUGACCGGCCUUGUAGGCAAAAUGAGCCACAACCUCAGUACCCAGAAUGCACCUGCAUUCUCUCUGACGAUCUUAAUGCUAAAGAACUUGAUGUCACUGUAAAAAUUACAUUCAGCAAAACAACACUGACAAAGCAACUAAAGCUAUUUGACUGUUCUAAAAGUUCACUCUUAUGUCAGCAGUGCAUCAGAGCUGGAUGUGGCUGGAAGGAGAACCGCUGUACCUGGGACAGUGAAGGAGAGCGGAAUGAGAGUGUUUGCCAAAAGUCCUCCUCUAAGGCAAACCUUGUGCCAGGGAACAUCUCCGUCUCUCCCAGUCGUGUGUCUUACUACGGCAGAAAUAACGCUAUUUUGAGAGGUCACAACCUCACAGAUGUGAUUGCUGUCAAGAUCCAGGCAGAAAUGGACUGUUUACCACAGGAAUCUCCAGUUUGGAACAAGACUGGUGAGAGUCUGACGUUCCACAUUCCCAGAAGAACCAAUGAAGCUGAAGCCAAAGUGUGUGUUGUCCUGUCUGAUGGGAGUUGCCAUGGUGAAGCUAAAAUAGCCUACCAGUCAGCACCAUCUUGUAACAGCACUUCACCAACCACUAUCUGGAGAAGUGGGAAGAGGAAGAUCACACUUUUUGGAUCUGAUUUGGAAUCUGUGGAAAUGGUCAUACACAGGUAUAACCAAUCCUGGUUUUACUAUCUGGAAGGAGCAGUUCCUGAGAACAAAAACUCUGAGAAUUUCACCUAUGAAACACCUGAAGGACAAACUGCCUGGCUGUACUGUAGCAUAUAUUUGAAAGUAGCCAACGAAACAUUGUAUUGCUUAUACAUACAAUACCAUCCAGAUCCACAGUUUACCACAUUUAUAUCAAAGAGGACAGGAAACAAUGUCCAAGUCAUGAUCCAGUGUCUAGACUGGGGCCUGGAGAUGACAACAGAAGAGUUAUCAGUAUGGGGCGUCAAGGAUGGCUGGCAAUACCCCUGCAUCAUGAAGGGCAAAAAUAAAACACAUACUGGGGCAAACUAUUUCAUCUGUGAAAUUCAAAACACAACUCAUGUCAAAUUUUCUCAGUUAACGAUUAAAUAUGGACGAAUGACAGUUCAGGUGGGGAGUCCACCUCUGACUGAUCAGUACCUUCUGAUGCUGCGCCUUCUGCUGGUUCCCUGUGGUACUGCAGUGCUGGUGAUCAUCUGUCACUGCCUUGCUAUGAAGAACAAGCCCUGAUCAUUGGCAUCUGUUUCCUCCUCAGAGUUCCAGGAAAUACAUAAUUUGUUAAAUGUUUGAUUCAUUGAUAUUAGAUAUGAUACAGCUUCUUGCAAUAAUUACCUUUAUGUUGAACAGUUGCAAUUUUAAAGAGGGAAAACCUUUUUCAUGUUUUCAUUUCUUGCAUAUCUUUUGCCGUAUAGAAAGCUAACAGCAUCUGAGUGACCAGACCAUUAUGACAGAAACAAUUGUUGUUUAGAAUAAUGAAGAAAACUGCAGCUGGUUAAUGUAACACACCAAAUAAUCUGCCAGUUUACAUGACAACAUGUAAUCUGCUGGUGUGCAUCUCCAGAUGCUGAGGCUUAGCAGUUUGUUGCUGUGUUUGAGUCAUUCUGUUCUGUAAUUCUACUGUUGAUAUCAAAUCAUCUUGAUCAGAGAUUGCAUGUUGUAUUUUACAAAAAGAAAUUCCAGCUUAUUGCAAAUAACAUGUUUUGGACAACAAUGAAAUCUAAAAUUUGAUCAAGGACAUAAUUUUGUUUUGAUUCUUUGUAUAGAUUGAAAAAUAUUGCAAAACUAAAAAAGUUUAUAUGCAUCUUAGAUCCUUUAGAAAUAUAUACUUACUCUUUGUUUUAUGCUGGCCUCUAAUGUUAUGCUUGAUUGUUGAUAUUUGGAAAUGUAUGUAACAUAUUUCUAAAUAUGUAGUAUAAAUGAGUGAGUGCAUAAAUAUUCAUCCCCUUCAAAGUGAGUGACCCAAGUCAACACAGGUGAGUGUGUCAGUCAGGGGAUGGAUAGAAAAAAAAUCUCUAAGGCUCUGAACAUCUUGAGUUCAGUUCAAUCAGUCAAAGAAUGGAAGGAAUAUGAUCAAUGUGAUGAUGAGCCUGGAUCUGACGACCUCUCGACCAAAGAGACCAUGAAGGAGAAUAUAGAACCUAGAAAGUUUGUAAAUGACAAAGGUAAAAUUAAAUAGAGAAAUUCCAGAAGACAAUUAGUUCUCAUCUGCCAGAGAGCUACAGCUUCAAAGAAGAUUUAUUUUCCAGCAAGACAACGACCCAGCUGAAGCUACACAGAAAUGGUUUGAAGACAGCAAGGCGGAGGUUCGGGAAUGGCCCAGUCCAAGUCCAGACACCAGUCCCAAACAGAACUGGUUGCUGGAUUUGAAAAUGGCUGUUCAUAGCUGUUCCCCACCAACCUGACAGAACUGGAAGAGUUCAGCAGGAAGAAUGGAGGAAACCUGAAGAUAAGCAGCCUGACAGGCUGACGACACGCUGUCACUUCAUCUGUGAACACUGGCUGGAAGGAGAAUAUUUAUGCACUUUAUCACUUAUUUCAUGCGACAUGUCUCAUUUGUCAUCUUGUUAAAAUCAGUUUUCACUUUAACAUUUUAAUUGUUUUGUAAAUGUUAUGGAUUAUUAAAACCAAUAAAAUGCAGUGAGCACAUUUUGUAGGCACUGUGGUAAAUUUUUGCUGUGCUUUCUGUCUUCCUCUGAGCUUUGGAUGACCUGAUGGUUGGAUGUUUGGUUGGACUGUGGCCUUUAAAGCUUCUCAGCAACAAUAACUUAUAUGUUUAUCUUCAUAAAAGUAAAGAGAAAUAUUUGUCAAGUGUUUUUACAAGAGAUCAAUGAUACUUAUGGUUUGUUCUGGUAUCAACCGAUAUGUGCAAUAUGUUCACCAAUCAAUUAAAGAUGGUCAUUUUACUUUAGGUAGAAAAAAAACAAUAUACAAAUCAAACAGAAGAUGUAGUGCUAGAUAAAAAUACACUAAAUCUAUGUUUUUGUUUCGUUUCCUAAAGAAAUGGCUGAAAAAUUAAAUCCUACACUAGUGUAGUAAUUUGUCUAGAGACGGCUCGGUGCAAAUCUGCCAUCUGCUGGUGAAAACAGGUAAAGGUUAAGGU
Messenger RNA from Poecilia latipinna (sailfin molly), 4620 nucleotides. Its product is annotated as plexin-C1-like. Gene Ontology annotation, biological process: regulation of cell shape; semaphorin-plexin signaling pathway; negative regulation of cell adhesion. Bases 51 to 2750 code for a protein of 899 amino acids. Gene Ontology annotation, cellular component: plasma membrane; semaphorin receptor complex. Gene Ontology annotation, molecular function: semaphorin receptor activity; protein binding. The transcript has 16 exons. Lineage: Eukaryota; Metazoa; Chordata; Actinopteri; Cyprinodontiformes; Poeciliidae. The record is from RefSeq and is a predicted model, not a curated record.